AUGGCAGAAGAACUCUCCCUCAUUGAUUUUUGGACAGCCCCUUAUGGGAUGAGAGUAAGGAUAGCAUUGGAAGAGCAAGGUAUUCAGUACCAAUUCAUAGAAGAAGACUUAUCAACCUUAGACAAGAGCCCUCUUCUGCUAAAGAUGAAUCCUAUUCAUAAGAAGAUCCCUGUUCUAAUUCAUGGAGGAAGACCAAUCUGUGAAUCUCUCAUCAUACUCCAAUAUAUUGACGAAGUAUGGAAUGAAACAUCACCUUUGUUACCUCAAGACCCUCAACAGCGAGCUCAUGCUAGGUUUUGGGCUGAUUUUGUAGACAAGAAGGUUUAUGAAUGUGUAACCAACAUGUGGAAGAAGAAAGGAGAAGCUCUUGAGGCAGCAAAGAAGGAAUUCAUAGAGACCUUUAAGUUGAUGGAAGGAGCCAUGGGAGAUGAUCUAUUUUUGGGUGGGGAAACCUUUGGCUUCUUGGACAUUGCUCUAAUUCCUUUUACUGCAUUCUUCAACACUUGUGAAAUUUUCGGAAACUUCGCCAUAGAGCCAGAAUUGCCAAAAAUUGUAGCAUGGGCUAAAAGAUGUAAUGAGAGAGAAAGUGUGUCAAAAGUUCUACCUAAUCCCCCAAAAGCUUAUGAAGUCAUUUGCCUUGCAAGAAAGUUACAAGGUAUCGAAUAAUACAAGGCAUACUCGGGUGUGGAAGAACGUUGUCGGGCUAUCAUUUUCGAAGGACAAAAUAUCACUAGGAAUCAAUACCCUGUAGAGA
Molecule: messenger RNA, 754 nt
Organism: Macadamia integrifolia
Lineage: Eukaryota; Viridiplantae; Streptophyta; Magnoliopsida; Proteales; Proteaceae
Product: probable glutathione S-transferase
Exons: 2
Coding region: 1-666 (221 amino acids)
Biological process (GO): glutathione metabolic process
Cellular component (GO): cytoplasm
Molecular function (GO): glutathione transferase activity
Source: RefSeq, a predicted model, not a curated record